AUGGCCCCGACCGUGGAUUCGGCCAUCCUCGCCGCCCUUGGCCUUGACCCCGACACAACCAAGCAGGCAUCACACGGCGGCUCCGGCUUCUCAUCAACCUUCAAGAUAUCGGGCACCAAGGAUGGCAAAGAGGUGAGGUACUUCGUCAAGACGGGGACCGGCACGGACGCAAAGGUCAUGUUCGCCGGCGAGCACGAGUCCCUAAACGCGAUUCACAACGCCGUCCCGAACUUCUGCCCCGAGUCGCACGCCAACGGCGAGCUCAACGACUCGCCAGGCAAGUUCUUCCUCGCCACCGACUUCCUCGACCUGCGAGGGUCCGGCCCCGAGGGCUCUGGGCUGUCCCUGGCGCAGAAGAUGGCGAAGCUGCACACCACCGAUAACUCGUGGAAGGAGUCGUGGGCGGAUUUCUACGCGAACAACCGCCUGCGGCCCAUCGGGAAGCAGUGCGUCAAGUCGAACGGGAAGGACGGUGACUUCGAGAAGGCCUUGGAAACCGUUGCUGCAAAAGUUGUUCCAAGACUGAUCGGGGAUGACACGGUCAAGGGAAUCAAGCCGGUGGUGAUCCACGGCGACCUGUGGAGUGGGAAUCACAGCCGGGGCAUUAUCGCGGGACAGGGAGGGGUUGAAGAAGUCGUCUAUGAUGCCUCUGCUGUCUACGGGCAUUCAGAAUAUGAACUCGGGGACAUGCGCAUGUUCGGAGGUUUUGGCGGCUUCUGGAAGGAGUACGAGAAGUUGAUUCCCAAGGCGGAGCCAAGGGAGGAGUGGGAGGAUCGGGUGGCGCUUUACGAGUUAUAUCACCACCUCAACCACUUUGCCAUGUUUGGUGGUGGAUAUAGAGGCGGGGCUAUGUCAAUCAUGAAGAAGCUCAUCUCGAAGUAUGGAUAA
This is a messenger RNA of Diaporthe citri, 888 nucleotides long. RefSeq lists its product as uncharacterized. The record is from RefSeq and is a predicted model, not a curated record. Bases 1 to 888 code for a protein of 295 amino acids. Lineage: Eukaryota; Fungi; Ascomycota; Sordariomycetes; Diaporthales; Diaporthaceae. The transcript has 3 exons.